Pipistrellus nathusii (Nathusius's pipistrelle) is the source of this 1599-nucleotide messenger RNA. The record is from the annotation of a GenBank genome assembly. Lineage: Eukaryota; Metazoa; Chordata; Mammalia; Chiroptera; Vespertilionidae.
AUGGCUCCCAAGCGCAAGCCCCCUGUGCAGGGUGAGGGCCCUGACAAGAAGAAGGGACGGCAGGGGGCCGAGGAGGACAGCUUCCGGGCCGCUGUGGAGGCCCUCAAGGCCGCGCCCACAGAGAAGCGCACAGUUCGAGUGGACGCCACCUGUCCCCUCAGCCACAGCCCCGGGGCCCAGGUGCACGCGGACUACGACUGCACCCUGAACCAGACCAACAUCGGGAACAACAACAACAAGUUCUACAUCAUCCAGCUGCUGGAGGACGGCGGGCGCUUCGCCUGCUGGAACCGCUGGGGCCGCGUGGGCGAGGUGGGCCAGUCCAAGCUCAGCUACUUCCCGUCCCUGGAGGACGCCAAGAAGGACUUCGAGAAGAAGUUUCGGGACAAGACCAAGAACAGCUGGGCGCAGCGGGCGCACUUCGUGGCCCACCCCGGCAAGUACACGCUCAUCGAGGUGCAGGGCGCGGACGAGGCCCAGGAGGCUGUGGUGAAGGUGGACGGAGGCCCCGUGAGGAUCGUGACUCAGCGCGUGCGGCCCUGCUCCCUGGACGCAGCCACGCAGCAGCUCAUCACCAACAUCUUCAGCAAGGACAUGUUCAGUGACGCCAUGGCCCUCAUGAACCUGGACGUGAAGAAGAUGCCGCUGGGGAAGCUGAGCAAGCAGCAGAUCGCGCGGGGCUUCGAGGCCCUGGAGGCCCUGGAGGCGGCCCUGAGAGGCCCCGUGGCCGGGGGCCGCAGCCUGGAGGACCUGUCCUCCCACUUCUACACGGUCAUCCCCCACAACUUCGGCCGCAGCCGGCCCCCGCCCAUCGCCACCCUGGAGCAGCUGCGGGCCAAGAAGGACAUGCUGCUGGUGCUGGCCGACAUCGAGCUGGCCCAGACCCUGCAGGCGGCCCCUGAGGAGGAUGUGGAGGCGGUGCCAGAGGUGCCCCACCCCCUGGACCGAGACUACCAGCUCCUCAGGUGCCAGCUCCAGCUGCUGGACCCAGAGGCGCCCGAGUACAAGGUGAUCCACACCUACUUGAAGCAGACCGGCGGCAGCUACCGGACCCCGGAGCUGCAGCACGUUUGGAAAGUGAACCGAGACGGGGAGGGAGACCGGUUCCAGGCGCACUCCACGCUGGACAACCGCAGGCUGCUGUGGCACGGCACCAACGUGGCCGUGGUGGCCGCCAUCCUCACCAGCGGGCUGCGCAUCAUGCCGCACUCCGGCGGCCGCGUGGGCAAGGGCAUCUACUUCGCCUCGGAGAACAGCAAGUCGGCCGGCUACGUUACUACCAUGUCCUGUGGGGCCCACCGCAUCGCCUACAUGUUCCUGGGUGAAGUGGCCCUGGGCAGGGAGCACCACAUCAUGGCCGACGACCCCAGCCUGAAGCAGCCGCCCCCCGGCUUCGACAGCGUCAUUGCCCGAGGCCGCACGGAGCCCGACCCCGCCCAGGACACGGAGCUGGAGCUGGACGGCCGGCGGGUGGCAGUGCCCCAGGGCCCGCCCACGCCCUGCCCCAAGUUCAGCUGCUCCUCCUUCUCCCAGAGCGAGUACCUCAUCUACCAGGAGAGCCAGUGCCGCCUGCGGUACCUGCUGGAGGUGUGCCUCUGA